Molecule: messenger RNA, 882 nt
Organism: Parastagonospora nodorum SN15
Lineage: Eukaryota; Fungi; Ascomycota; Dothideomycetes; Pleosporales; Phaeosphaeriaceae
Exons: 1
Coding region: 1-882 (293 amino acids)
Molecular function (GO): oxidoreductase activity, acting on paired donors, with incorporation or reduction of molecular oxygen; heme binding; monooxygenase activity
Source: RefSeq, a predicted model, not a curated record
AUGAACCAGUACCUCGACAAGGAGAUCGACAAACGCUUCGAAGAACUAGCCAGCUCUCGCGGAAACUCUGCGAAGAAUUCUCGCUCACAAUCUCGGUCUAUCAUUGCAUUGGCUAUGGACAAGUACCUAAACGAUGUAGAGAACAAAGAAGAGGUGUCAAAAUCGGCCUUCAAGCAGCUCGCGAAGCCUCAACUUCGCUUAUUUCUCUACGCUGGCCACGAUACCACGAGCAGCACAUUGCUGUACAGCUAUCUACUCCUAUCUCGCCACCCACUUGUUCUGUCCAAAGUCCGUGCCGAACACGACCAGGUAUUUGGCCCCGACUUCUCUCUUUCCAACAUCACCCAGUCCAUCACAACCGACCCCACCCUCCUAAACCAACUCCCCUACACCCUAGCCGUCGUCAAAGAGGUCCUCCGCAUCUUCCCACCAGCCGGCAGCAUGCGCGCCGGCCGUCCCGAUCUCUUCCUCUCCGAUGAGCAUGGCCAGCAAUAUCCCACUGCCGGCUGUCAAAUCUGGACGCUCAGCCUCGCAAUGCACCAUAACCCGUCCGUCUUCACACAGCCCGAAGACUUCAUUCCGGAACGCUGGCUCGUCGGACCUGAUGACGCUUUGUAUCCGAAGAAAGGCGCGUGGAGGGCGUUUGAGUGGGGGCCUAGGGCGUGUAUUGGACAGACGCUGGCGCAGUUGGAAUUGAAGGUUGCGCUGGUUAUGACGGUUAGGAUGUUUGAUGUACAGGAGGCAUAUGGGGAGUGGGAUGAGAUGCAUCCGAGAAAGGGGGUUAAGAUGGUGGAUGGGAAUCGGGCGUAUCAGGCGGAGAUGGGGGGAGGGGGAGCGCAUCCUGUUGAUGGGCUCCCGGUUAGGGUCACGAUGCGGGUGUAG